This is a messenger RNA of Hyaloscypha bicolor E, 240 nucleotides long. RefSeq lists its product as uncharacterized. NCBI's taxonomy places the organism in Eukaryota, Fungi, Ascomycota, Leotiomycetes, Helotiales, Hyaloscyphaceae. The transcript has a single exon. The annotation marks the transcript as partial. The record is from RefSeq and is a predicted model, not a curated record. Gene Ontology annotation, molecular function: protein binding.
UAUGAGGCGGUUAUAAAGCUACUAUUCUCGAGAGGUACUCAGAUUAAGAAUAUAGAUUAUCAGAUUCUAAUACUACUAUUACGGGCUAUAGAAAAGAGAUAUAAGGCAGUUAUAAAGCUACUACUCGAGAGAGGUACUCAGAUCGAGAGUAUAGAUAGUAAGGGUGAGAUACUACUAUUAUGGGCUAUAGAGAACAGGUAUAAGGCAAUUAUAAAGCUACUACUCGAGAGAAGUAUUUAA